UUUUGGUUGCAGAGUGCAGCAGUGUGACACUGAUGGAUGAGCCAAUGGUUAGACGGACAGAUGUUAGGGCGGAUCUAGCGGCAUGCAAUGCCAUAGCAGCACAUAGAGGAAGAGGGAGACAGAGAAGGAGGGAGGCAGAGAGGCUGAAAAAUCUCAUCUUGUGGCAGCCUGACAGACACACACUGCAUGGGAAGAGCAUUCCCCCCUUACAGAUCUCACCCCGUGGCUCCUUGAAACCCCCACAAACAGCAGCCGGGGGAGAACGAUCCACCGCAGAUCUCGGAUUGCGCAAAGAACUCACCGUUUGCCUCCUGUCUCAGCGCUAUUUUUUUGUUUGUUUGUUUGUUUCAACUCCCCCCCCCACAAAAAAAAAGCAGCAUUUCAAAGGACUUGAGGAAAAUUGAAAGAUACCUUGUAGCCUCAAAAGAAAUCAAGCAACACAGAUCAACAAACAGAAAGAAAACAAGUUCAAAGUCCUAAGUGCACCGGUAUAAAUCCCCUCGCAAGUCGCUGCCUUCUAGGAUCCUCUUGUUGCGCUUGCAGGAUGUGAAGCAGCAACAUCUGCGGCUAACAAGCUAUUUGGAAAUAUCCCAAGUCCUGAAGGAUGGGGGCGGUAGGAGAUUUUUGAUCUUGAAACAGAUCAUUCAUAUAGACACACACACGCUAUGCUUUUUUUUUUCCUGCUUUCCUGUAAACUAAAAAAGAAAGGCUACUGGGAUCUGUAACAGAAGGGCACCUGGGACCUUAAAGAAAGGCUCUGAUUUGCUGUAGCUGUCAUGAAAUAUCUAUUAGCCACACAAAGAAAAAAAGGGGGAAAAAGUGCAACUGGCAGUCAAGAAGGUGUUUGGCAAAACAGUCAGCAGCGAUCCAUGUAGAGAAAGCAGUGAAACCCUCUUCUACUAGAGUCCAUCCCUCCUUCUGAUGUGCCAGGAUUGCAGCCAGGAAUGCGCAAUCGAGCCCAAAGCGCAUCGAUUCCCCAGUAGCUGUGCCAGUGGUUUUUAUUUGCAGUGAACUUGCACUAAAGUGAUUCUCUUCCUGUGAUAUGAAAAGCUGAAGGGAUCGGGGGCGUCCUAUGAUCCCGGACAUAAAAGAGAUCAGCUCUGAAAAAACAGGGCGUUGCAUGAUCUGCCGUUUGAAGAGAAGUGAACAGCAGCAGCAGCAACAACAACAACAAAAAAAGUUCUUGUUUGAGUUUGGACAAAAAUGGUUCGGUGUAAACAUAUUUGUACAAGAGUGAAGAGCAAGAGGCAAGCUGAGAAUAAAUAAGAGUUUCCUGCUCUCAGGCACAUAUUGAUGCACAGCAGGGAGGGAGGCAGAGGGGUAGACUUGAAAGUCACAGUCCCUUCCCCUGAGCCAAGUGGGGAUUUCUGCAGGAGACAGGAAGGUGUACUCUCUCAAUCAUGCGCUGAUCUGUGUCUUCUGCAUGGGGGGAGAACAGGACAACUGGCAGCAUUUCAACACAACAAUAGCACAUUUUCCUGUUCCUCACCCGGCCGACCAUUCUGGGGUCGUUGCAUGAUCUCUACUAGAAGUGGAUCAGCUCAGAGGAUCUGUGGGGCCAGAAGAACUCUUCCAGCCCCCUCCCCAAAAAAGCAGAGCCCGAGCCUCGCACAGUCGCCAGCAGGAGCAGCAGCAGCAGCAGCAGUAGCAGUAUGCCGAGGAGGAAGCAGCAAGCGCCUAGAAGGGCAGCAGCGUAUGUAUCAGAUGAACUGAAAGCAGCAGCACUUGUUGAUGAAGAUGUGGAAACAGAAGACACUUUGGUGGAUGGGGAACCUUCAGCAAAGUAUGCAUGUUCUGAAAAAGAAUUCACAAAGAACUCACCGAAUUACCAGCACUCUCCAGCUGCUGAAUUUUCCAGCCAUGAAAUGGACAGUGAUUCACAUGUCAGCGAGACCAGUGACCGCAUGGGUGAUUUUGAAAGUUGCUCCAUCAAAAAUGAGGAGGAGAGCAAGGAAUCCCUGGCUCCUCUUGAGGAUUCUAAUGUCUCAGACAGCUUAGAACAGAUGAAAGCAGUGUACAAUAAUUUUCUUUCCAACUCUUACUGGUCAAGUCUCAGCCUAAACCUUCACCAGUCAACCUCUGAAAAGAACAAUGCCAGUAGUAGCAGCAGCAGCAGCAGUAGCAGUAGCUGUGGCAGUGGGAGCUUCGACUGGCAUCAAACAGCCAUUGCUAAAACUUUGCAGCAAGUUUCUCAGAGCAGGGUUCUUCCUGAGCCAAGUCUUUUCAGCACUGUCCAACUGUACAGACAGAGCAGUAAACUGUAUGGCUCUAUUUUUACUGGUGCAAGUAAGUUUCGAUGUAAAGACUGUAGCGCUGCUUAUGAUACCUUAGUCGAGUUAACUGUUCACAUGAAUGAAACAGGACACUACAGAGAUGAUAACCAUGAAACUGACAACAAAAACCCUAAGCGGUGGUCAAAACCACGGAAACGAUCUUUACUUGAAAUGGAAGGAAAAGAGGAUGCUCAGAAAGUAUUGAAGUGCAUGUACUGUGGUCAUUCUUUUGAAUCUCUUCAGGACCUAAGUGUUCACAUGAUUAAAACAAAACACUACCAAAAAGUGCCUCUCAAAGAACCUGUUACACCUGUAGCAGCCAAAAUUGUCCCAGCUUCUAGAAAAAAACUGUCGUUAGAGCUUGAACUUCCAAACUCACCUGAUUCAACAGGGGGAACACAAAAAGCAACAAAUCCAGAUGUAAAUGAUGCUCUUCAAAAGAAUUCAAACCCAUAUAUCACACCAAAUAACAGAUAUGGGCACCAGAAUGGUGCCAGCUAUGCCUGGCAUUUUGAAGCAAGGAAAUCCCAGAUCCUAAAGUGCAUGGAGUGUGGCAGUUCACAUGAUACUUUGCAGGAGCUUACAACACACAUGAUGGUUACUGGGCAUUUUAUAAAAGUGACUAAUUCUGCUUUGAAGAAAGGGAAAUCCGUUCUCGAAGCACCAGCUACACCAACAUCAUUAAUAGAUGAAAAGGUACAGUCUGUGCCACUAGCAGCUACAACAUUUACACCUCCUUUAAACAACAGCUCAUGCCUAUCUCCAAAGCUGAACGUUGAAAUAAAAAAAGAAGUUGAUAAAGGAAUAUCAGAUGAUAAAAUUAAAGAUAAAGAUAAGACAAAUGAAGAGGAAGACAAGUUUGAUGUUUCCUCUAAAUACCAUUACUUAACAGAAAACGAUUUAGAAGAGAGCCCCAAAGGGGGCUUGGAUAUCCUCAAAUCUUUAGAGAAUACAGUAACAUCUGCUAUUAAUAAAGCUCAAAAUGGCACCCCAAGCUGGGGAGGCUACCCUAGUAUCCAUGCUGCGUAUCAGCUUCCUAACAUGAUGAAGUUAUCAUUAGGUUCCUCAGGGAAAGCUACACCAUUAAAACCAAUGUAUGGGAGUAGUGAACUUAUCUCACCAACCAAAAAUCAGCCUAUAAUGUCCCCACCAAGCAGUCAGACAUCCCCUGUGCCAAAAACGAAUUUUCAUGCAAUGGAAGAACUUGUUAAAAAGGUUACAGAGAAGGUUGCUAAGGUGGAAGAGAAAAUGAAGGAGCCAGAAGGAAAGUUUUCUCCAAUUAAACGGACAACACCAUCUCCCAGUGGCAGUGAAAUUAGUGAAACACUAAAAGGUGAUGUGUCUAAUGAAGUUACUUUUAAAAGCCAGCAAAACAGCCCAAUUCCACAAAAGGACAGCCGCAAAGAUAGUCCUUCAGUAGAACCUGUUGAAAAUGGGAAGGAUCAUGCAAAGUCUAUCAUUGGGAGCUUAAGUAGCAGCACAGCUAUAAUUACUGACCACCCACCUGAACAACCAUUUGUUAACCCAUUAAGUGCAUUGCAGUCUGUUAUGAAUAUUCACCUUGGAAAAGCAGCAAAGCCAUCCCUACCUGCAUUAGACCCUAUGAGCAUGCUUUUUAAAAUGAGCAACAGUUUGGCAGAAAAGGCGGCAGUAGCUACCCCACCGAUUCAAGCCAAAAAAAUAGACCACUUAGACCGUUAUUUUUAUCAUGUCAACAAUGACCAACCCAUAGACUUGACAAAAGGGAAGAGUGACAAAAACUGUUCUUUGGCUUCAGCACUUUUGUCAUCCACAUCAACAUCUACUGCAUCUUCUUCAUCUACAGUGACAACAGCAAAGACAUCUGCAGUUGUGUCAUUCAUGUCAAACUCGCCGCUGCGAGAGAAUGCCUUGUCAGAUAUAUCUGAUAUGCUGAAGAACCUGACAGAAAGCCACACAUCAAAAUCUUCUACACCCACCAGUAUAUCUGAAAAAUCUGACAUUGAAGGUACUACAAUUGAGGAACCAGAGGAAAACACACCAGCUCAAAAAAGGAAGGGGCGUCAGUCCAAUUGGAACCCUCAACAUUUACUUAUACUUCAGGCCCAGUUUGCAGCCAGUUUGCGUCAAACCUCAGAGGGAAAAUAUGUGAUGUCAGACUUGAGCCCUCAAGAGAGAAUGCACAUUUCAAGGUUUACAGGACUUUCAAUGACCACAAUUAGCCAUUGGUUAGCCAAUGUGAAAUACCAGCUACGAAGGACAGGUGGGACCAAGUUCCUUAAAAAUUUAGACACUGGACAUCCAGUUUUCUUUUGUAAUGACUGUGCUUCACAAAUCAGGACUCCUUCUACUUAUAUUAGCCAUCUUGAGUCACAUUUGGGUUUUAGAAUAAGGGAUUUGUCUAAACUAUCUAGUGAACAGAUAAGUAAUCAAAUAGCACAAACUAAAUCCCCUUCUGAAAAAAUGGUGGCAUCUUCUCCAGAAGAGGAGAAUGGGACUUCAUACCAGUGUAAACUUUGCAACAGGGCAUUUGCGAGCAAGCAUGCUGUGAAACUUCAUUUAAGUAAAACACACGGGAAAUCACCCGAGGAUCACCUUCUGUAUGUCACAGAGCUAGAAAAGCAGUAGUAUUUAAUUUUUCUUCUUUUUUGUUAAAAUGACUGAUAUUUGCUUUAAGGAAAACCGACAAAAAAAAAAAAAAGCCUUAAAGCUAAAGUUGGCACAUGUUCCUAUUUUAUCUCGGAAGAAUCACUCUGGGCUCUGAACUGUUUUGUAAAACUGUACAGUGUUUAAUAGAGGUGCGUAAUCAGCUGUUGUUAAUGGUAAAAUAUGAAGGUGAAAAGGCAGGGGGCUAAGUGGAACUUUUUGAAACUUGUGUAAAUUGGAUUAGCUUUGUGCAUUCUCUGAUGUGCCAGGCUGCAUGUGUUAUCAGACAGUUAAACUAAGCAUUUAUAUCUAAAUCUGGUACACUAUUUUUCAUUUGAAUUACGUGUGCUGGUAUUUUUCAGCCUUUAACCUUUAGCCCUCUGAGUACUUUGGGACACUCGUGUUCAUUUGGUAAGCUCUGUUUUUUAAAAAAACAAAAGUAAUAAAAUGUACCGGUUUAGCGCUCCUGGGCCUCGCCGCAGACUGGAGUGAGUGGUUUUAUUAACAUUUCAUCCUUUUUGCUUUCACAGGGGCUUGCGGUGCUUUGCAGAGCAAGGCACGGCCUGGCCUUCUGGCAGCAAAAGGGUUAAAUGGUGUAAAUAAUGUACAGACUUGCAUUAUGGAAAUUGUGGUUGAUGUUAAUGGAAUUUUUCCCCCUUUCGGCAUUUUUACUAGCGUUUUUUCGGUAUGAAAUGCAGUAUGCCUCUUACAUAAGCUGUGCCUAUGUAUAGUGUAAAUUUUAAUUUGUUUAUUUUAAACCUCUUCCAUGCCGUAAGAAAUACUGUGUUUCUUCAUCCUCUGGCAGUGAGAAGGUUAAGUCAUUUUUGUUUGUUUGUUUUUGUUUUUUUUACAUCUAGAGCAUUGUAAAUUAUUCAAAGGAUACAACAAAUAGUCUUUAUAAAAUAUUCAAAAACUAUUAUUCUAAAACAAAACUAUACUUGUUUUACUAUACAUCUAUAUUGUUAGAAAGUUCAUGUUUAAAUUAUACAUAUUUAUUAGCAAUGUCAUACCACCACCACACCCCCCCCUUCCCAAACAAUAAAGCCAGACACAAACCACAGCACUACAUGCCUGGCAUUAAAUAUACCUGUUUUGCACAACAUGACUUUGAAAAGGUAUUUAUUAAGGUUAAAAAAAAAAUACUCAAACCAUUACUCAGUGCUCAAAGGGUUAAAACGAUGAACUUGUACUGUAUUUGCCAAGACUUGCUAAUCCUUUAAAAAUGUUUGUACUAAAAUACUUUGCUUAAACAUUAAGAGGCAUUCUGUAAUAUAACCUCUUUUACUUAUUUAUAAGCACCCUGGGUUGUUAUUCUGUAUUGUAGAAUGCCUUUUUAUUUCAUUUUGUAAGUUUUCUGUUUUGUUCUGUCUAAUUAUUUUCCCAAGAUUCCAUACUGCAGCUUUAUCUUAAGGCAUAUGAAAGGUAACCCGUGGUUACCACCGCACUAAGUGAUUCUGUUCGUCUCCAUUUUUGGCAGUUAAUUUGCUGAAGUAACUGACAGCUGACACCAUACAAGAAAAUGUGUAUAAAAUAUUGGCAUGUAAACAGCACAGACACUGUAAUGCACUCUGUGUCCCUUUUUUGUUGUUGACAAUGAAGCACCAUUAUAUGAUUCUUCAUAUAACCUUUUUUUCUACAGCAGCAUUAAAAUUGUUUUUUUGCUAUAA
Xenopus laevis (African clawed frog) is the source of this 6565-nucleotide messenger RNA. RefSeq names its product teashirt zinc finger homeobox 3 L homeolog (gene tshz3.L). The transcript has 3 exons. Gene Ontology annotation, molecular function: DNA-binding transcription factor activity, RNA polymerase II-specific; DNA binding. The record is from RefSeq and is a predicted model, not a curated record. Gene Ontology annotation, cellular component: nucleus. NCBI's taxonomy places the organism in Eukaryota, Metazoa, Chordata, Amphibia, Anura, Pipidae. Bases 1653 to 4880 code for a protein of 1075 amino acids. Gene Ontology annotation, biological process: regulation of transcription by RNA polymerase II; regulation of gene expression.